UGUUGCUGCAAGCCGGGUGCAUCUUAGCUCGUCAUGGAGACCCCAGCACGGUGUCUGCAUCUUCUCCCUCUGUUGCUGCUGCUUUGUGGUGAGUGUGCCCAAGUAUGCGGCUGCAACGAGACAGGAAUGCUGGAGAGGUUGCCUCGCUGUGGGAAAACCUUCGCUGAAAUGAUGCAGAAGGUGGCUGUCUGGAAGUGGUGCAACCUGUCCGAGUUCAUCGUGUACUAUGAGAGCUUCACUAACUGCACGGAGAUGGAGACCACCAUCGUGGGCUGCUACUGGCCCAACCCGCUGGCCCAGAGCUUCAUUACUGGCAUCCACAGGCAGUUCUUUUCCAACUGCACCAUGGACAAGACCCACUGGGAAGACCCCCCGGAUGAAAUACUCAUCCCACUGAUCGCAGUUCCUGUUUUGCUGACUGUGGCUAUGGCUGGUCUGGUGGUGUGGCGCAGCAAGCGCACUGACCGGCUCCUGUGAGGGGCUGCUGGAUGGGAGGCCAUGCCUGGUAAGCUGGAAGAGUGAUGCCCAGAGCUUAGAGAGCUGGCAGACACUGCUUCUGUCUGGUCUGCUUUGGCCACACCCUACCUGGUCAUGCCAAAGUCCUCCUGACCAGGCUGCUGUGGCUCUUGCUGUUUAGCCUGCUGCCCAGUGGGGAUCAGCUGCCCAUACAAGUGCUUCACUCUUUCUUGGGCUAUUGGAAGGAAGUGACAAAUCUCAAGUUUGUGGACCAGGUGUGGAAAUCAUCUGUUGCUGAGCCCCACUCUCCCCAGCCUGGGUUCCCUAGUCUCUAAACAUUUCUUGGCAGUCUUGCUCAGCCUCAACCCCAGCCCAGGUCCUGACUCAUUUCUAGCCCUGACCCUGACCCCUGCUACACUUGGGCAGAGAGGGCAGGCAAGGUCAUCUGGAAGAUGUGGAAUCCCAAGCUCUUCUGUUCGAGGGACUGAGCAUAUCUUGUUGGACAUGAAAGAUAGCCUGGGGACUGGGGAAUGGCGUCAUUAGGAGCCACAUGUGACCUACAGACCUGCCUGCCUGCUAUGUGAUCGGUCAUGAUUCUGUGUCCAAUGUGGGCUGGAGCUGUGGCUUGUUCAGCCCUUCAAAGACACUUGCCCUGCAGAUGGAGCGUGAACUUCCUUCUUGAGGGGUGUUCCUGGGAGUAAGGCAUGCUCCAAGUGUGCUCAAGGGUUCUGUCUGCUGAUGUCUGCUCCUUUUGAUUAAAGUGUCUCCUUACACAUG
Messenger RNA from Arvicanthis niloticus (Nile rat), 1233 nucleotides. RefSeq names its product receptor activity modifying protein 3 (gene Ramp3). Gene Ontology annotation, biological process: calcium ion transport; receptor internalization; G protein-coupled receptor signaling pathway. Gene Ontology annotation, molecular function: coreceptor activity. The record is from RefSeq and is a predicted model, not a curated record. Gene Ontology annotation, cellular component: membrane; cell surface; signaling receptor complex. NCBI's taxonomy places the organism in Eukaryota, Metazoa, Chordata, Mammalia, Rodentia, Muridae.